Papaver somniferum (opium poppy) is the source of this 438-nucleotide messenger RNA. RefSeq lists its product as uncharacterized. The record is from RefSeq and is a predicted model, not a curated record. NCBI's taxonomy places the organism in Eukaryota, Viridiplantae, Streptophyta, Magnoliopsida, Ranunculales, Papaveraceae. The transcript has a single exon. Bases 1 to 438 code for a protein of 145 amino acids.
AUGAUUACUAGAAGCAAAAAUGGUAUUUCUAAACCUCAGUCUUUUACUGCUAUAACUGCUGAAUUAAUGGAUACUCCUACAACAUUUGCUGAAGCCAAUAAAUUACCUGUUUGGAGAACUGGUAUGUGUGAAGAAAUUGAUGCUCUAGUGCAAAAUGGAACUUGGGACUAUGUUCCAUAUAGACCAGGCAUGAAUGUAGUGGGGUGUAAAUGGGUCUUUAGAGUCAAGAAAAAGGCUGAUGGAACUGUUGAAAGAUGCAAAGACAGAUUAGUUUCUAAGGGCUACAACCAAGUUGAGGGCAUUGAUUAUCAAGAUACUUUCAUCCCUGUUGUCAAGCCUACCACAAUCGGACUUAUGAUUUCUGUUGCUCUGUUCAAAGGAUGGUCUAUAAGAAAAGUUGCAUGUCAAAAAUGCUUUUCUUCUUGGUUUUUUAAAUGA